Messenger RNA from Drosophila elegans, 1977 nucleotides. RefSeq names its product topoisomerase I damage affected protein 11. The record is from RefSeq and is a predicted model, not a curated record. NCBI's taxonomy places the organism in Eukaryota, Metazoa, Arthropoda, Insecta, Diptera, Drosophilidae. The transcript is spliced from 3 exons. The coding region runs from base 216 to 632 and encodes 138 amino acids.
UGGCUUAAACUUACAUUGUUAUCCUAGUUCACAACAUCGCUCGAGGUCUCCUCAACUUUCCCGAACAAAACACAUUCGCUACGUGACGUUGUUAAUACGGAAUCCUCCCACUCAACGCAGGACAACUCCGAAACUCCGUCGAACAACGAACAGAAACUUCCCGGUGCCACGCCCAUUCAACUGCAGACCCCAGAACGCCCCCCACCAGGACCACAAUGAGUGUGCCAGGGAGUCAGGGGAUAGGAAGUGGAAUUGGACACAGGUGGCUCUUGGUUUGGAUGACGGUGCUGCUCCUGGUCGUCCCACCGCAUUUGGUCGAUGGCCGUUACCUGCCGACAAGGUCGCAUGGCGACGAUUUGGACAAGUUGCGUGAACUGAUGUUGCAGAUUUUGGAGUUGAGCAAUGAGGACCCACAGCAGCAGCAGCAGCAGCAGCAACAGCAACAGCAGCAACACCCACUGCUGCGUCUGCACAAUGAGGCCACCAGCAGCAACAGUAACAGCAACAAUCCACGCGUGUCCAACGGCAACUCAAAUGCCGCCUGGCUGCAGAAGCUGAGUGCCAUGGGUGCCCUGGAUGAGUUGGGCGGAGAUGGAGCCCAACGAUUUGGACCCAACUAUGGACGAUACUAAGCCAUCUGAACCGAGAACACCUGACGACAACAGCAGCAACUUUGACAAGGGAAACGGAAACUAGGGGCAGGGGGGGAAAUCAUGUUGCGAUUGAAAAUGUUUUUUGGGUCCGAAAAAAGGGAUAGUAGUGUCGGAAAUGUUCACAGGAUUAAAAUCCAAUUGAAGCGAAAGCAAAGUGCGUGAAAAUAGAUGGGGCAAAGACCUCUUGUGGAAAUCACUUUGAACUGGCUUGUGCCAUUUUGAAAUGCUUAAAAGGACACUCUGUAAAAUCACUUUCAUUCCCUUCAAAUGCUAAACAUUCUCAAAACUUAUUUAAUUUGUUAAAAACCCAUUUAAAGCCAUUGUAUUACCUUUAGAUCUUGUUAAGCCAUCUAGAUUAGAUAUGUAUAUUCCUAAAUUACAUUCACAUAUAUUUGACUAAAUUCACUUUUGAAGUUCACUCUGAGUUUUAUGUAGGCCAAUUAUUAAAUGUAUUUUUGGUGAACCAACUAUUCACGACUAUUAGUUUGAAGUUAAAACUUUAAAAUAUUUAAUUUUUUUGUGUUCAUAAACAAAAUUGUGUAUUUGGAACAUUAUUCAUAGCUUACGGUAUGGAAAAAAAAUGUAAAAUGAUACCCACAUUUAAAAUUUCAACAUGGUUUCCACUUAACCCCAAACUGGAAUCAUUCUAAAUACGAAAAGAAAAACUGAAAAGAAAUUCAGAACAAACUGAAAAUGGAAAACUUGAAAGGACAAAGGCAGUUCCUAUGAUAGAACAAUAAUUUUUAAAAUCCUUUGGGUAAGCCCGAAGCGAAAAAUGUACCUAUAUGUAUGUACCUAUGUGUUGUAGAUCAACCCCGUCCCUCUGAAACAAAGCGAACUCUGAAAAAAUACCCUUUUAAUGGUGUAGACUAAGUGCGGAUUUUCAACUUUUUUUUGCGCGGCCAAACCAGAGAUAAAAAUUAAAAGUACCAUAAAAUUGUAAAUAUUUUACCCCCAAAAAGCACUCCACUCCCGCCCCACGAACAAUAAUAACUGGAGUUUUAAUGGGCCCCCAAGGCUGACCGGGGCAUAUGAAGAUAUAUAGUUAAUGUAUUGUGUAUUUAUAAAUUAUACUACUCCCAACUAACCUCCACUAGCUGCGAUGGCCUCCGCUGGAAGAUGGGCCCAAGUUUAAUGCGAUUUCGGUUGAGACUUUAUGGCCAACAACAUGUCGAGGGAGAUAUACCUUUACUUAUACCUAUACACACUAUUAAAUUCGUAUAUAUAUAUAUAAAUGUACAUUUAAUUGUUGUUAACUUACGUUAUCGUUAUUACUUAUGAUUCGCCGCAGAAGCAACAAUAAAAGAAAUCAUUUUCAAUGCAA